Messenger RNA from Sphaeroforma arctica JP610, 1120 nucleotides. RefSeq lists its product as hypothetical. The record is from RefSeq and is a predicted model, not a curated record. The transcript has 5 exons. Bases 80 to 763 code for a protein of 227 amino acids. Lineage: Eukaryota; Ichthyosporea; Ichthyophonida.
AGACACCCCACAGAUUGCCUUGAUCCUCAACAGUCUCGUGCGUGAGUGUCUUCUGCUGUCUCCAUCAGCCGCAGAGACAAUGCAUUCAGAACACCCGAUGGCCCACGAGACUACGCCAGCUAGCGACAUCACACAGAACACCCUGUGUCCCACGCUACAAGCAUUUGUCCGAGGCAGUGCACUUGAUCCGUCCACAGCUAUUCGUCUGGCUCAGUACACAGCCGACGCCAACCCAGCUGUAGUGGUUGAACAUAGUCUGCAGGCCCUCAUGCGCAUCCGCCUGAAUGCCAGUGAGCGUGUGCGGUUGGCCUAUUGUUCGGCGCAGUUGUACAGUCGCUGUCCUUAUGCACUGCACACGUUGUGUCGUGUGGCUCUCACACACUACGCCAUGCGAUUGGAGACGGUGGACCAGGCCGAUGCGCUGAGUGUGUACAUCUCGCGAGCUUUUGCGUGCGAGUACUAUGGAGGUUUGCAGGCUGCAGAUAACUCUUAUCUGCGCCAGUGCAGUAACGCUCUCUUCUCACUGUGUGUGGAGAACCUCCGCGACGCCAUGGCACACUCCACCUCCGAUCUACGCAGCUAUCUCGUCGUACAGAUACUCACGGCCUUGUCAGAUAUGCCUCAGGAGGUACUGGCGGCUCUGGAUGUCCCCUUCUCGUUCCUGUGUGACUAUGUCAGUGCGUUUGGCAUGGAGCCUAUUCUGUUGUGUGACUUGACCCACAGCCAGGCCAGGAAGGAGUGCGCCGACUAUUACUGCCAAUAGACUCUUAACAAACUGAAUAGUUCUACAGAGAUCUGUACCACAUCUCUCGUGACCUAUUGAUUUUGCUUCGUGAGAUCGUCUGGGUUGAAGGCUCGCCAUGGAUUUGCUUCGCACCCGAUUAUCCCUAGUUAGAUACACCCAAGUAUUUGGACCACGCACACACCUGUGUGUGAUGCGGGUGUUUCAUAGGCUCUGCUUAGCCCAGAUGAAUAGUACCGUGAAAGUAUAUGUAUGGAUUGCCUGGCUAUGAACUGGCUGAAAGACUUGGGGUGUUUGUGAAGACGCUGGAAGGAGCACUACCUUUGUUCACAAUAUACCAGUAUUUAGCUCGUGUAAAGUAAAUGGCACCCCCCUGAC